AUGAGAAAUCAUCAUCAUCAGGAGCCUCGAUCAAGCUCUUCAUGCGCAGCUUGCAAGUUCCUCAAGCGACGCUGCACUUCCAACUGCAUCUUCGCUCCGCAUUUCCGAUCCGACGAGCCCAAGAAGUUCGCCAAGGUCCACAAGGUCUUCGGCGCUAGCAACGUGAGCAAGAUCCUGACUGAAGUGCCCGAGGAGCAGCGGGAAGACACGGUGAAUUCCUUGGCCUAUGAGGCCGAGGCCAGGCUCAGAGACCCUGUCUAUGGCUGCAUUGGCGCCAUAGCCCUGCUGCAGAGGAGAAUGGUUGAGCUCCAAGUCGAUCUUGCCCUCGCCAGAGCUCGUCUGGCUCGGUGUACAGCUUCUGUUACAUCUUCUCUGCCUAACUCUGCCUCAGCUUCCAUCGCCGGAAUGGAAAAUCUCGGUGAAUGUGAAUUCCCGGUGGCCUGCGGUGGAUUGAUUGAUGGGUUUGGCAGUAAUGAUAAUAACCAGUCUGAGUGGAGCCAAGAUGGACCCGCCGGCAGCGAUUUCGGGCAAUUCCCAUAUAUGUUCUGA
Linum tenue is the source of this 549-nucleotide messenger RNA. NCBI's taxonomy places the organism in Eukaryota, Viridiplantae, Streptophyta, Magnoliopsida, Malpighiales, Linaceae. The record is from the annotation of a GenBank genome assembly.